UGUUCUGCCGUCAACGUCUGAUGAAAGGAAACCAUAGACCUGGGUAUAAUUUAUUGAAGGGAUUAGCCAUCCCUAAAGGUACAGACAACUGAUCAAGGCUUUUGCAAUAUAGAUCAAGCGAAAAAAAAUGAAAAGAGAUGCAGAAGCAGAGGCAGCAGAUCCAAGGUUAUCAGCUUCGGGACGAAUUGGGCAUUCCCAACAAGUCAACGCCCCUACCAUCACCACAACUACUACAGAUGUAUCUGGCUCGACCUCAUAUCCUUUUAUAGGAGGAGAAACAGAACGUGGCAUUCAAAAUGAUGGUGAGUUUAAUCUUGAAGAUGAGGAGAAUCUUAAGAGCAAAGGAACAGUACCAGUUAUUAAUGGGUCUGCAGAUUCCAAGGAUUCGCAUCAGGAUCAGACCGAUCAAAAUGAUCAAAGAGACGACAAUUACAAUAUCACCAAAGGAGAUGAGUUGAAAGAGGCAGAUCAUCUUGAAACGGAAAACAAAAGGGUACCGUUCUGGCGUAAACUGAUAGCAUAUCGCCCAUGGAAAUCUAAACGUUCUAGCUCUGAUCUUGAACGCAAAGGGCAAGAAGAGCACGGGAUCUACUACGGCGGCAGCGAAGCCGAUGCCUGCGGCUACCUCGGCUAUCAGGGCAGUUCUUGGGAACCUAACCCAGGCUCUCCGAUGGGCCAAAAGAGGUGGAGCUUUGCAGGAGAAGGAAGCAGUUUAGGGUGGCCUCAAAAAUCUGUGUCAAGGAUAGGGGCAAGGCUGCAGGCAUCUGUUGGUGUGCGCAUAGGGGGCCGAGACCCAGCGAAGAAAGAUUUGGCAAGUGGGGUAGACACUUAUUUGGUUCAAGUGGUGUCUAAAUUAGUGGAGAGGAAGUCAGUAGUGGGAAUUCCAGUCAUUAAGGAGUUUUCAGAUGUUUUUGAAGAUGACCAUCCUGGGUUGCCUGCCGUUCAAGAUGUUGAGUUCACGAUUGACUUAUAA
Juglans microcarpa x Juglans regia is the source of this 973-nucleotide messenger RNA. RefSeq lists its product as uncharacterized. NCBI's taxonomy places the organism in Eukaryota, Viridiplantae, Streptophyta, Magnoliopsida, Fagales, Juglandaceae. The record is from RefSeq and is a predicted model, not a curated record. The coding region runs from base 128 to 973 and encodes 281 amino acids. The transcript is spliced from 6 exons.